This is a messenger RNA of Carassius auratus (goldfish), 917 nucleotides long. Its product is annotated as GTPase IMAP family member 4-like. The record is from RefSeq and is a predicted model, not a curated record. Bases 61 to 807 code for a protein of 248 amino acids. Gene Ontology annotation, molecular function: GTP binding. NCBI's taxonomy places the organism in Eukaryota, Metazoa, Chordata, Actinopteri, Cypriniformes, Cyprinidae. The transcript is spliced from 4 exons.
AGGCCUUAAUCUCCAGCGUAAUGGGGGUCUGCCUCGAGGUCGUGGAGUGGGUUUCUCAGGAUGCUGGGCAUGAAACUCAGUUGUGUAACGCCGCUGAAAACAGGAAGACAGAGGACAAUGGCUCUGCGUCACAGAACGAACAAUGCAGCACCUCAGCAGAACAAUGACAACAUUAACAUUGUCCUUCUGGGGAAAAAAGGAGUUGGGAAAAGUUCAUCAGGAAACACCAUCCUGGGAGAGGAGAGAUUCAAGUGUGGAAGAAGUCUGUCUGCUGUUACACAGGAAUCUACUGUUCAGAGAUCAGUGAUUGGUGGCAGAUCUGUGUCUGUUAUUGACACUCCUGGGUUUUUUUGUACUAAUCUUUCCCAAGAGAAGCUGUCGAGAGAGUUUGCGAGAAGUGUGUUUCUUUCUUCUCCAGGAGUUCAUGCGUUUUUAUUUGUCGUGCCGUUUGGCAGAUUCACAAAGCAGGAGGAAGAGAUAUUGGAAAAAGUGAAGAAGGUUUUUGGUAAAGAUGUGCUAAAGCAUGUUAUUCUCCUCUUCACAUAUGGGGAUGAAUGUAUCAGAGAGAGAAUGGACGAAGAGAUUGAUGGGAAUGAUGUUGUCAGAAGAGUUGUUCAGAGUUGUCAGGGUUAUCACGUCCUCAAUAACAAAGAUCUGACAGACAGACAGCAGGUCAGUGAUCUUCUGAUGAAGAUUGACUCAAUAGAGAGGAAUCAGGGCUACUACACUAAUGAGGUGUAUGAAUGGGCACAAAAGUGGCCAUUGGAACAAUAUGGAAAAUACUUAAAGACUAUUUUAAUGAAGUGAUUGCUUUUCUCCGGAACCGGUCUUUAAGUUUUGAUAAUAGCCACUGGAGACAAAGAAUGGCUCCGUAUACGAGACUAUGAUUAUGAUUUUUUUUUUAAAGGCUUACAGCA